AUGGGCGGCUACUUUAGCUCAAAUGCGGACAACCGCACCAAUGGGAAUAACGCAACCGGCAAUCAUGGCAUGUACUUUGGCAACCAGUUUACAAUGGGCGGCGAAAGCUUUCAGAGCAUGAGUCCAGAGGCGUUUCUCUUUGGGGACAUUUCCGAGCUCUCUUGGCUCUCUCGUGUGCCUGGCUCGGUACCUCGCGUGCCAAACACCGUGCGCCACACCAACACCGUGCGGUGUCUGGUGAACGUGCACAAGAACUCGCUUCGCCUCAUUCGGCACGCACGCAACGAUUCGCCCGUCGAUGCAUAUCACCUCAGCUUUACCUUUGACGCCGACUGCGCGUGCACCGUGGUCAUUCACACGUUUGUGGAGGAGGCCUUUGAUAAACACGGCAACCUCAAAGCGUCAUUUCUUGGGGGGCUUGUCCGGAUCGCUGAGCUAGCGUUUCUGAUGGAUGUUCUUGUCUUGGGUUCGAUGCAGGUGGAUGGGCGAUCUUUUUUGCUGCGCGAAAUCUAUGGUCUAGAGCGCAAGGUACAGGAGGAGGGUGAAGACAACAAUGGAGACAAUGACGAUGACGACGAUGACGAAAGCAUUGAUUGCGUGGUGGGUACUCGCUUCAUAAAGCGCUAG
Monosiga brevicollis MX1 is the source of this 627-nucleotide messenger RNA. RefSeq lists its product as uncharacterized. Gene Ontology annotation, cellular component: cytoplasm. Lineage: Eukaryota; Choanoflagellata; Craspedida; Salpingoecidae. Gene Ontology annotation, biological process: protein ubiquitination. The record is from RefSeq and is a predicted model, not a curated record. The coding region runs from base 1 to 627 and encodes 208 amino acids. Gene Ontology annotation, molecular function: ubiquitin protein ligase activity. The transcript is spliced from 5 exons.